Helobdella robusta is the source of this 621-nucleotide messenger RNA. RefSeq lists its product as hypothetical. Gene Ontology annotation, cellular component: postsynaptic membrane; plasma membrane. Gene Ontology annotation, biological process: monoatomic ion transport; modulation of chemical synaptic transmission; synaptic transmission, glutamatergic. The record is from RefSeq and is a predicted model, not a curated record. Lineage: Eukaryota; Metazoa; Annelida; Clitellata; Rhynchobdellida; Glossiphoniidae. Gene Ontology annotation, molecular function: transmitter-gated monoatomic ion channel activity involved in regulation of postsynaptic membrane potential; glutamate-gated receptor activity. The transcript is spliced from 3 exons. The annotation marks the transcript as partial.
GCUCCAUUUCUGAUGCUCAAGAAGGACGCAAAAGCGGAAGCGGAUCAACUGCAACAACAACAGGAUAACUUUGAAGGAUACUGCGUUGAUCUGACGCAAGAGGUUGCAGAAAUCCUGAGAUUCAAGUACGUCAUCAAGCCCGUCAAAGAUAACAAAUAUGGCAGUAACAGUUCUGGAUCGUGGGACGGAAUGGUGGGAGAACUGUUGAGGGGGGAGGCCGAUCUGGCUAUCGCUCCACUGACGAUAACAGCAGAUCGUGAGAGCGUCAUCGACUUUUCCAAGCCAUUCAUGGGAGUUGGAAUCAGCAUCAUGAUCAAAAAAAUGUCUAAGAAACCACCGAACGUCUUCUCUUUCAUGGAUCCUCUGUCCUACGAAGUCUGGAUGUGCAUCAUAUUUGCCUACAUCGGAGUCAGUGUCGUCCUCUUUCUGGUUAGCAGGUUCAGUCCCUUUGAGUGGCACGUUGACAACAAGCAGGACUCUGUGGCCAACAACUUCACCAUUUUCAACAGCUUGUGGUUCUCUCUGGGAGCCUUCAUGCAGCAAGGGGUCGACAUCGAGCCAAGGUCGAUGUCAGGUCGCAUAGUAGGCAGUGUGUGGUGGUUCUUCACACUCAUCCUCAUC